Molecule: messenger RNA, 382 nt
Organism: Sphaeroforma arctica JP610
Lineage: Eukaryota; Ichthyosporea; Ichthyophonida
Exons: 2
Coding region: 41-382 (113 amino acids)
Source: RefSeq, a predicted model, not a curated record
ACUGACCUUCGCGCAUCAUAAAUAACCCCGUGAAUAGCGUAUGCUUCGCGAGGCGCAUCUUACCAGAGCCUUGCGUGAGACGGGGUUGAAGUCCCCAGCGAUGACGGCAUGCUCUCGCAGCCUGCGCGCACUUGUGGUGAAGCACUCGGACUCGUCCUCUGUGAAUACAGAGGUAGACUCCUAUGCGGAAACUAGCAGCACACUCGCCAUGUCUCUGCAAGGGCCAAUACGGGUAGAGGUUUUCCAGGAAGAUUGUGGCCCCUGGUAUGAUCGUCACACCCUCUACAAAGUCACAGUCACCAAUGAAAGGCCCCGGUCAUCUUCUUGCGAGGAGAUUGACUCCAACGAAUACAGUGUAUUCAAACGUUUCAAGGUACCCUAA